UACUUGUACAGGUCUGCUCAUGCGCACUAUCCCCUGCGCCAUUUUGAAUUCCCACACGUGUAUUCAAGUUUCGUACAGUCCCUUUUAAAAUAACGUACAAAAAUGGUUUCUUUGAAUCCAGUAUCGAUUUUGAACCAAGGAGCCGAGGAAGAGAGGGCAGAAACUGCUCGUUUGUCUUCAUUUGUAGGUGCCAUAGCUAUUGGUGACCUCGUCAAAAGUACCCUUGGUCCUAAAGGAAUGGACAAAAUUCUUCAAUCUUUUGGUCAAAAUGGUAACAUUCAAGUGACAAAUGAUGGCGCUACCAUCCUCAAGUCUAUUGGAAUUGAUAAUCCUGCCGCUAAGAUCCUUGUCGAGUUGUCCAAAGUACAAGAUGAUGAAGUGGGAGAUGGUACCACAAGUGUUACUGUUCUCACUUCUGAAUUGUUGAAGGAAGCAGAAAAACUUGUUUCCUGUAAGAUACACCCACAGACCAUCGUUGCUGGGUGGAGAAAAUCAGUAAAAGCUGCAGAGAAAGCCUUGGAAGCUGCCGCCGUGGACCACAGUAGCGACCCAGAGAAGUUCCGUGAGGACCUGAUGAACAUUGCUCGCACAACGCUCAGCUCCAAGAUCCUAGUGCAGCACAGAGAUCACUUUGCCAAGCUGGCUGUUGACGCAGUACUGCGCCUCAAGGGAAGCGGUGACCUGAACGCCAUUCAGAUUAUCAAGAAGUUGGGUGGAGGGAUGGUUGAUUCCUUUCUUGAUGAAGGAUUUUUAUUGGACAAAAAGAUCGGUGUCAACCAGCCCAAGAAGAUUGAGAAUGCGAAAAUACUGAUUGCAAACACACCAAUGGAUGCAGAUAAGAUCAAGGUGUUUGGCUCUCGUGUCCGAGUUGAUUCCACUGCUAAGAUCGCAGAUCUUGAAAUGGCAGAAAAGCAAAAAAUGAAGGAAAAAGUUGAAAUGAUAAUCAAGCAUGAUAUUAAUUGCUUUAUAAACAGGCAGCUGAUCUAUAAUUACCCAGAGCAGUUGUUUGCUGACGCUGGAGUGAUGGCCAUAGAGCAUGCCGACUUUGAGGGUGUGGAAAGACUGGCACUCGUCACAGGGGGUGAAAUAGUCUCCACUUUUGGCCGCCCUGAUCUGGUCAAGCUUGGGACAUGUAAGAAGAUUGAAGAGGUCAUGAUUGGGGAAGAUAAGCUAAUCCAUUUCUCUGGGUGUGCUCUGAACGAAGCGUGUACGGUCGUCAUCCGCGGCGCAACUCAGCAGAUCCUCGACGAGGCAGAGAGGUCACUCCAUGACGCACUGUGCGUGCUCACCCAGACAGUCAAGGAGACAAGGACGGUCAAUGGUGGAGGGGCAUCAGAGGUUCUGAUGGCACAUGCAGUCUCUCAGCUUGCCGCUAAGACGCCGGGUAAAGAAGCAGCUGCCAUGGAGUCUUUUGCCACUGCACUCAGACAGUUGCCGACAAUCAUUGCUGAUAAUGCUGGUUAUGACAGCGCUGACUUGGUUGCCAAACUCCGUGCAGCACAUACACAAGGGAAGAACACAUACGGACUGAACAUGGUUAAUGGUACUGUCGGCGACAUGCGUGAUCUCGGCAUCACUGAGUCGUACCAGGUCAAGCGCCAGGUGCUGCUCUCUGCCGCUGAGGCCGCUGAGAUGAUCGUACGAGUCGACAAUAUUGUCAAAGCCGCACCAAGGCAACGAGGAGGUGACCAGUGUCACUAGACGAUUCCUAGACACCUCACAGAAGUGAACCAUGUAUAGUCGCGACUCCAUCAAUACAUGUGCUCACAGGUUGCUGGAUUCAAGGAGACAUGAUACAAUCGAACAUUGCAUUACUGUUUGAAUGAUUUAUUUAUGAUAGAGGGUUCUCUCUUUGGGCAUGAAAUCACCCUUUUAUAGGGAGACACAGUUAUCAGCCAAAAUGCACAUUAUGUGUAGUAACUACACUAACUAUACACAUAUUUCAAUUAGGGUUCACCAAAAACUGGUAUUGGACUCUGUUUUUUCACAAGUUUUGGUGAACCUUUUUUAUAACCUGGUCAAUGAACUGAACUAUUUAGGUAUUUUUAUUAAUUCUUAUUUCAAAUAAGUUACACUCCUAGAAUCCAUGUGUCAUGGCCCACAAUGCUUCAUAAGUAUCAAUUAAAGCAAAAAUGUGUAAGUAAAAACAAAUCCAGGUUAGAAAAGUUGUAGGUUUUUUUCUCUGUGUCUUUUAAGGCUUGCGUGGAUUUCAGAGACCAGGAUUCUGCUAUUAAUACAUUACCCAUGAACCACUGUGGGUUAGGACACACAGAUUCUCAAGUUUGACAUAAGUGAAUAAGUGAUACCAUAAAAGUCUUUGAGCUUUGUUGUCCUACAUGAAAGCUUGGAGUAACAAAAUCAGAUAAAAUGACAGUGCACGGAUACCUCAUUGUGUUUAAAUAUGUUUACACACAAUUAUCUUAUUUACUAGUGGUGAAUCCAGUAGAUGUUCAUUGGUACAAUUAAGAGCACCCCCUUCUCUAGCCAAAAUAUUCGUCACAAUCCUGUAGUGUUUUUAUAAACCUGCGAAAAGUGUAAAAGUCAAGGUAGCAGUGCUAAAUAAGCUAUAUAGCGUAUUGCACAGGCUUAUGAAAAACAUCAUGGCUUGUUUUGACUUUGUUACAGUAUAGAUGUUUUAACAUUAGCCACCAUGGGUUUGUUUAGUUUGGCAAUCUUCUUGAAAAGGCUCCCAUACUUGUUGAGAAAAAUAUGAAUGAACGUAGCGUGCAAUUACGAGGUUGUGAAUAAAGUGAUGGUAGUGUGACAA
Messenger RNA from Nematostella vectensis (starlet sea anemone), 2767 nucleotides. Its product is annotated as T-complex protein 1 subunit beta. Lineage: Eukaryota; Metazoa; Cnidaria; Anthozoa; Actiniaria; Edwardsiidae. The transcript is spliced from 15 exons. Gene Ontology annotation, molecular function: ATP hydrolysis activity; ATP binding; ATP-dependent protein folding chaperone. Gene Ontology annotation, cellular component: cytosol; chaperonin-containing T-complex. Bases 103 to 1701 code for a protein of 532 amino acids. Gene Ontology annotation, biological process: protein folding. The record is from RefSeq and is a predicted model, not a curated record.